Molecule: messenger RNA, 1152 nt
Organism: Salmo salar (Atlantic salmon)
Lineage: Eukaryota; Metazoa; Chordata; Actinopteri; Salmoniformes; Salmonidae
Source: RefSeq, a predicted model, not a curated record
CAGGAGUUCAUGGAACAGGGGCACCAGGGACACGAUGUGUCACCAGUCCAUGAGGCCCGCUUCCACAGGGAGGUGGGCAUCCGUAAUUCCCUAGAGCAGGCUGGGAAGGUCAAGUCCCAGUGUGAAGCUGACAUGGUGUCCAUGGACCAGUUGAGGGCCCGGACGGGCUCCGACGGCACCGAGCUAAGACGCCGUGUGCGCGGGGGCUUCCUGUCUCUCCGUAAUGUCCUGCUAGACCAGAAGGCAUUGCUGCUCUCCCACCUGGACAACCUGACCUCCAGCACCUGCAGCGGAGCCAUUGACUUCCUCCAGACCUCUGCCCCACUCCUGGGGUCCCUGACUGGGCUGGAGACGAUCUCUGAACAGGCCCUCCUGGAGCCCAACACCGUGGCCUUCCUGACCGGGGCCAUGGCUCUGACCCAGUGGCUGCAGAGGGUCAACGGGGACAUUCAUCGCCCUGCCCUGACUCUCCAGGAGGGGGAGCCCUUCAAGGGGGUGAAGAUGGACUUUGAUGCCCUCUUUAGGGACCUGCAGGGGACCCACCUCCACUGGAAGAGCCCCAAAGUGGCUGCAGUGGUUGCCAUGGCGACCGGCAUGGAGGCAGCCGUUUUGGAGGGGUGCUGCGAGGUGUUGCAGCUGCCAUCAUGGCCAGGGACCCCCACCACACCCUGGUGGACUCACCCCGAAGCCCCCGGACCCCCAGGAGCCACAGGAAGCUGGUGAUGGAGGAACAGCUGGGCCUGUCAGCUGGGGACUGCAGCGAUAAGGAACGCCAUCUGCUGCCCAGGCCCCCCCCAUCAUCUACCAGCACAUCGUCAGUGGAGCCACUGUGGAGAUCUUCUGGAUGCUGCCCAUGGGCGAGGAGGUGGAGACCUUUGACAUUCACUUCCAGGAUGCGGUUAUCUUGGGGAUGGCCAUGGAGGAAGGGAAGGGAGUGGUCCUGGUGGGGCUGAAGACCUGCAACCUGCAGACGGCCGGGCUCUGCCUAAACACACACACACUACCUGUUCCGGGCACGCUCUGUCAACAGCCACGGGGCCGCUUGUGGAGCUCCUCCUACAGAGUGAACACCGAGUGCCAGGGAGAUGAGGCCAAGGCAGCCGUGACACAGGAAAUCUAACUCUUACAACACGAAAUAAAGAUCCUACACAU